ACAAACACCCUACUAAAAAAUAUUUUAAAAAUAAUUCAAAAUCGAGGUCGCAUAAUUCGUAAACCAAUCAUCCUUUCCAUUUCAUCUUUGGCAGAGAUGGAUAUAUUUGAAAAUAUCAAUGAAAAUGAUUAUUUCGAAAUAGUAAUGAAUUAUUUCCGUUAUGUCGGUGGCUUUAAUUUAAAAGAAACACUUAAUCUCUGCUUGAAGGAAGGGCUUACGGAUGCUAUAACACCUUUAUUCACUUGGUUCGGCCGUGAAGGAGGGCUACGAAACUCACAACGACUACUUUAUAACUCCCGCCUUAUUAUGGCAAUCUAUGAGCGACGCGCUUGGAAUUCCAAACGCACAUGCGAGAAGCUCUUCGGACAGCUAAGAAGAAACAUAGAAAUAAAACAUGCGGGGCUAAUGCGGAUAGCCAAUGUAAGAAUUGCCGACCGUAAUCUAUAGAGCGACGAGCCACAGGAUGAAAAUGCGGAAUCGAUGGAUGAAUAAGUAUUUUUUAGGUACAUAGUGAGGAUGUCACUAUUGAGACCAAGAAGACACUAGGAGAAUACUCAAGGAUCUACAAGGGAUCAUCUAUUAUUUUUCCUGAAGAAGGAAAAGAUAAUGUGCCAUAUAACAUUAUGAUGUUCAAUGUUAAUGUGUACACAUUUAUUAUCGUGCCACAACUAGAUAAGUAAAUAGAGGAAUUAGCGAGAAAUUGUCGCGACUGCGCGGAAUUCCGUGACAACCCGCCAGAAGCUACACCCGUGGAACUGGCCACAGAAACCAUGGGAAAGAGUACAUACCGACUUCUUCGGAUCGUACAAAGGUCAUAAUUUUCUACUGUUAGAUGCGAGGACAAAAUGGCCCGAGAUUCUUGUGAUGAAAUCGACAACCGCGAAAAAAAUCAUAAAUGCGUUCCGGCAAACAUUUGCGAGGCACGGACUUCCGAUUCAAAUAGUCAGCGACAACAGAUCGCAAUUUAUGAGCGACUUCCAAAAGUUUUUAAGUAAAGCAGAGAUUAAACAUAUACAGUCGACCAUAAAACACUCCCCCAGUAUCAAAUGGAGCAAUAGAAAAUCUAGUAAAAUCAUUUAAAAGAAAACUCAAAAUUAUGCUAAAAAAUAGGAAAACGGCACAAAAAAUGGUAGAUUCAUUUCUAAUGGAAUAUAGGUCGACCCAAUAUUGCACGACGAGAGAAACACCUGCAAAAUUAAUGCUAGGCAGACAACUUCGAAUAAAAUUUGAUCUAAUGCGACCUGAUAUAAACAAACGACAAGAACAAGCGGUGAUGAGACAAAUACGAAAUGCAAAAAGAGAGAGAAAGGCAAGUUUUGCGAGAGAAGAAGAAGUAUGGACAAGAAAUUUUAAUCGCAAUGCGCAAUGGACCGAAGCUACGAUCGAUCAGAAGUUGGGACCCGUAACAUAUACGGCGGAGGCUCGGGCGAAGUAGUCAAGCGGCACGUCGAUCAGCUAGUACGCGCUAGCGCGGCAAAGGCAGGAAAUACAGUCGGGGAAACGAAAUCGAAAACAGAGGUCGCCCCGAAAAUAUCGUUGUGCAGAUCGCCGAGAUUGCAUACGAAAAAACAUUGUAACAAGAUUGUAAAAGAAAAAAAAUCAUGUAAACAAACUUAACGGAGAGGAGUGUAGUGUAUGUGGCCGCGACAGCCAAGGUGUGUUGGCGCGUAUGAAUGUGCGUGUGUAUUUGUGUGUGUGUUAACUUGUAAGGCGACGAGAGUCGUCAGUUGGAAAGUUUCGAGAUAAACAUGCCUCGAAUAUUUCUGUCUUUAUCCUCAACACCACAUUAAUAAUAUAUACCAUUUGUAUAAAAGAUUUAGUAUCAAAAAAGUCCACGCCAAGAAAACGCCAAGUUCUUCUUCUCCUUUUUUUCUGUCUUCUAUUAUAGGCUAGCACCUGUUCCAUCGAUUUUCGCCUCCCCUCCGGCUUUAGACAAUCACUCCAUCUUUUCCUUGGUCGGCUUAUAUUACAUCUGCUGUUCAGUGAUUUAUCUCUAGUGAUUCGAACCGUCUAUCUUCCGUCAUUCGACUUAUAUGCUGAUUCCAUUCCUUCUUUUGUAGCACCCAAUCAUUGAUGUUUUCCACAUUGCGUGCUUGCCUAAUGUUUUUCGUUUCUUUCUCUAUCUCUCAACGUUUUUCCCGAUAUCCGUCUUAGAAUUCUCAUUUUUUUAGUCUGCAAUAGUUGCCUUGUCCUCGCCAUAUCUCGUCUCUGCAGCAUAUGUCAUAAUUGGUCUGAUAAUUGUUUUAUAAAUUUGGGCUUUUGUAUCAUUUCGUAGGUUAUUUCGCCAGAUCAAAUCAUUUAAGCAUCCUGUUAUUUAAUUAGCUUUGACUACUUGUUAUCGUGGCGCCAAAUUAAUGUUACAUUUUCUCGAAAAUUCAAUAUAUAACUGCUUUUAAAAAAUAAAACCCAAAUGA
Pogonomyrmex barbatus (red harvester ant) is the source of this 2414-nucleotide messenger RNA. RefSeq lists its product as uncharacterized. The record is from RefSeq and is a predicted model, not a curated record. NCBI's taxonomy places the organism in Eukaryota, Metazoa, Arthropoda, Insecta, Hymenoptera, Formicidae.